CCGCUGACGCAGGCGCACCUUUGUCGACCCCUCUGAGGCGCUCAUUGGCUCCGCUGCCGCGGUGUCCCUCCUUCCGGAAGUGCGGACAUUUCCACUUGGCGUCGUGGUCGCGGCAGCAUAGGAGCUCAAGCCUGGGACGAUGGUGUGUAUUCCAUGUAUCGUCAUUCCAAUUCUCCUCUGGGUCUACAAAAAAUUCCUGGAGCCAUACAUAUACCCUCUGGUUUCCCCUUUUGUUAGUCGUGUAUGGCCUAGAAAAGCUGUACAAGAAUCCAGUGAUCAAAAUAAAGGCAAAGGAGACCAUAAGGGUGCAGACAUAAAUGGAUUACCAACGAAAGGACCAACAGAAAUCUCGGAUAAAAAGAAAGACUAAAGCAGUUUUUCCAGAGGAGAAAAAAAAAAGAGUAGCUGCUGAGGCUGCAUAUGUAUUGUUUUAAAAAUGGACCUGAUAAUAUGAAGCACCUUUAUAAGUGUCUCUGACCUUUUUUCUCUGAAACCAGAAUUCAGGAUAGUUUAGAUGUUUACCUGAUACUAAUCAGGAAAUACAUAGUAUUUAUAUUUAAAAGGUAUUUAGUUAACACUUAAUGACUUCAUUCCUGAGUUCCUUUUUCAUUGAAGUAGCUUUCAUUUUUAAUAUUGCAGUUUUAAUAAUAUGAAUAAGUAGAAGGUUUAUGCUAGUAGAUACUCUGUCACCGAAUCAGUAGUUAAAAUCCUUGGGCCACUAGCUUUCAUUCAUGUGGAUUUGAUUGCUGUUUGCUCUCAGUUCUUUGGGCUCAUCUCAUUUGGAUGGAGUACAGUUUUACUGUGAAGCUGGGGAGGGAAAUGAAGAAUAGCAUUUUUUGGAGCCGAUAAUGACUUGAAACACAAAGAUAGAAUUACUGGCCUGUACGCAGCUUAUUGAUGAGAGUAGUAAUCACUUUCUUGCUCUGAGGAGGAUAGAAAGAGAGAGAAAUAGGGAAACGUCUUUGAAAAGUGAAAUGUCUUUUUGCAUAAAUGUCUAAUGUAUAUUAUAAAAUUCUAAUCUUUGCAUUCCUUUUAUUUUCAUAAAUGUAUUAAAUAUUCAG
Messenger RNA from Loxodonta africana (African savanna elephant), 1061 nucleotides. It is a transcript of the gene C11H18orf32, whose product is annotated as chromosome 11 C18orf32 homolog. Gene Ontology annotation, biological process: positive regulation of canonical NF-kappaB signal transduction. The transcript has 3 exons. Bases 140 to 370 code for a protein of 76 amino acids. Lineage: Eukaryota; Metazoa; Chordata; Mammalia; Proboscidea; Elephantidae. The record is from RefSeq and is a predicted model, not a curated record.